GCCCGCAGCCGGCAGUGGUCGAAACGCUGCGCGGCGCGCCAGGCAGCAGCCGGUGCGCAGAACGGCCGAGCGGCACCGGCGGACACCCGAGCGGCACCCGCGGACACCCGAGCGGCACCCGCGGACACCCGGCACACCGUGCAGCCCGGGCGCAGCGCACCGCGCCAGUGAGAGGAACGCGGGCGGGGGAUGCGACAGCGCCCGAGCCGCCCCACCCGAGCACAGUGCAACCCCGAGACUCCCUCGGCAUGGACAUAUUCACGCACGACCAGGGCCUGGGCGUGGCCGGCGGUGGUGGCGGCGGCGGCCUGCCCGAGCUGGACGACUUCCCCAAGGUGACGUUCGAUACCACCACCGACCUCAGCGGGUUCGCCUUCUUCGACGCGUCGGCGCCGCUCUCGCCGAACCACCUGAAGAAGGAGGCGGAGGCCGCCGCCGAGGAGCCGCCGUGCAGCCCGCCGGCCGACUACGGCGCCCUGCUGCCGCCCACGCCGCCUGCGGGCACCUCCUCGGCGGGCGCGGCGGCCCCCAGCCCCGGGCCCGCGCCCGCCCAGCCCGCCCUCGUCAUCAGCGACGCGUCCUCGUCGACUCCCUCCUCGUCGGCGGCGCCCGCGUCGAGCUCGACGCCGCUCGUCUCGCCGGCCACGUCGUCGGCCGGUCGCGCCGACGGACCGUCAAAGUCAGAGCAAAAUGUGGUGCUGGCCGACUCCAAUACGUCGUCACCCAACAAAACAUUCGUGCCGUGCCGCGUGUGCGGCGACAAGGCGUCCGGUUACCACUACGGCGUCACCUCCUGCGAGGGAUGCAAGGGGUUCUUCCGAAGAAGUAUACAGAAACAAAUAGAAUAUAGAUGUUUACGAGAAGGAAAGUGUUUGGUGAUACGCUUAAAUAGAAAUAGAUGUCAAUAUUGUAGAUUCAAGAAAUGUUUAGCUGUUGGGAUGUCCAGAGAUUCUGUGCGGUACGGCCGGGUACCGAAGCGAAGUCGGGAGCGGUGCGAGCUGGAGGGCCGCGUGCCCAGCUCGGACGACGACCAGUCACGGGACAUGGAGACCAGGCAGCUGGCCAUCUAUGACGUCAUCCUGACGGUGUCGCAGGCGCACCACGCCCACUGCUCUUUCACCGAGGAGAAGACGCGCUCGCUCACCCGGAGGCCGGCCGUGUUCGACUUUUCACCGCCGUCGGGCAGCGCAGAUGGCGCCACCUCCACGGCCGAGGCCGCCGAGCACCGGCGCGUUGUCGUCUGGCAGACGUUCGCCGCCAUGCUCACCCCGUCCAUCCAGAGGGUGGUCGAGUUCGCCAAACGGAUACCAGGUUUUCUGGAGCUCAGCCAGGACGACCAGCUGAUCCUGAUCAAGGCGAGCUUCUUCGACGUGUGGCUGGCGCACGCGUCUCGUCUGGUCAGCCCGGUGGACGGCACGGUCACCUUCUCGGACGGACAGUACAUCGGCCGACAGCACCUCGACAUCAUGUUCAACAGUGAGCUGACCACUGCCGUGUUCGGGUUCUGUGUCGGCCUGAACGCGCUGAAGCUGAACGAUACGGAGGUGGCGCUGUUCUGUUCGGUGGCGCUGAUGGCCUCCAGCCGGCCAGGCGUCACCAACGCCAAACUCGUCGACGCCCACCGCGACAAGCUGCUGGAGGCGCUGAAAAUCCAGCUGGCGCGGAACCACGUCUCGGAGCAGAACAUCUACAACACGCUGCUGCUGAAGCUGCCCGAGCUGCAGGCACUGGGCCGCCGCCACCUGGAGCAGCUGCACUGGUACCGCGCCCGCUGGCGGCACCUCCAGCUGCCCGCACUGUUCGCAGAGAUAUUCGACGUGCCCCGGCACGAGACGGAGGAGCUGGCGCAGUGACCCCGCCCGGUGAGCAGCGGCCAGUGAUCUGCUCUGUGCUGGCGGUGCCGACUGAGGUGCGCCCGCCGUCAUCCGGUCUGUGCGGCCACCGGGGUCUGAUAUCGGCACCCUCAGCCCACGACGGGACGACGGGGUCUGAUAUCGGCACCCUCAGCCCACGACGGGACGGCGGGGUCGGAUGUCGGCACCCUCAGCCCACGACGGGACGACGGCCGGUCAGCGAAGGUCCGCAGGUGUUCGGCAGCAGUCGCUGGUCCGCCAGGAGCCGCCAUAUCAACGGGAGCGCGAGCGGCGGGGCACGGCGCGCCGCUCCGGUCCCCGGCUGCUGAGGGGCCGGUCCCCGGCUGCUGAGGGGCCGGUCCCCGGCUGCUGAGGGCCGGUCCCCGGCUGCUGAGGGCCGGUCCCCGGCUGCUGAGGGGCCGGUCCGGUCUGGUCCCCGGCUGCUGAGGGGUGGUCCCCGGCUGCUGAGGGGCGGUCUCCGGCUGCUGAGGGGCCGGUCCGCGGCUGCUGAGGGGCGGUCCGGUCUGGUCCCCGGCUGCUGAGGGGCCAGUCCCCGGCUGCUGAGGGCCGUUCCGGUCUGGUCCCCGGCUGCUGAGGGGCGGUCCCCGGCUGCUGAGGGGCCGAUACCGGCCAGCCCGACCGCACAGGGGAGGCUCGCGGGGCUGUCGGACGUCCGUGACGCGUCACGGUGAACGUCACCGAUCGAAUUUGUCUUCUCAGCUCGCGUCAGAGCGUGUUCAAAGCGCGCGGCGGACAGACACUGCAGCGUUUGUCUAGCAUUAUUAUACGGGUUACCGCACCUGUCUGUUGAAGGCCGCGCGUGCACCGGGUGCCGGCGGUGAGCCCGUUUCUAGGAUGUCUGUGUGCUGGUUUGUGUGUGUGUGCGUUUUUGUGCGUGCGUAUGUCAUUUGCAUGCAUUAUCACGUUUGGAUUUGCUGCGCUUCGUUAGUUGUGAGACAACCUAGUUGUUGGUUGCUGGUAGCUGUGUGCGUCUUUAGGGCAGCGCGACGCGCUGGAACUGAUGGGCAUUUUGCGCGACAGUCGCGGACAUAUAGUGACACUGUAACUGGAGGGCAUUUACGGCUGAGACGCCGUCGCGGUGAGACCGCGCUUCAUGAGAUAGUGGUGUGCCGCAGAGAGCUGACUGGGCCGGUCACACGGGAGCGGAGUGGGCCGUGCCAGCCCCAUACGGGAGCCGGGUGGGUGGCCAGCAGCCGCGGGCCCGUCCCCGGCCGGCACGCGCCGCCCGGUCGGCAGCAUUCCACGCGGCUUUACGGCGCUUUCCCCGCGCCGACGCGGGUCGGUGGGUGGUUCUCACGCUCGGCACGGUGUACUUGGGGUGAUGCGCCGCGCGGUGACCUCAGCUAGUGUCUCCAGUCGGCCGGAGCGGCGACUCUGCAAUCGCGGGCAUUUGGUGGGGAGCUGGGGCGCGGUCGGAGAGGCCGUGGGUGCUCCGGCCGGGACCGGCGCGAUGGGCCACGCCGUCGGCCGGCAGCCGGCCCGGCUCACGGCCUCUUUGUUAUGCUUUGUAGGGCUGGGUAGGAGGUUACCUUUUUACUCAACUUUGAUACAUAUACCUAUAUGGUUGUUCUGUUUGUUGGUCGGCUCUAAUGUCUACGUGCCGUUGUUGUUUUGUUACGGCCCGGCUGAGGCUGCUUUGUUACGAUGUUUGAGGUCACCUGUUCGCUCGUGCGUUUUGUUACCAGCUGCUAGAUACUAGUUAUUUUGUUAAAGCUUUUGUGAAUAUUGCGUAUAUCAAAAAUAUCCCCUAGCCAUAGUACCUAAUUAUCCAAUACCUACCUUUGCAUACAAAAUGUCGGCGUCGGUUGGCCCACGUCCGGCGGAAAUCGUGUACAUUUAUGUAUCAUUUGUAGAAAGCGACGUUGUUAAUAUAUUUGCAUGAUUUUA
This is a messenger RNA of Amphibalanus amphitrite, 3761 nucleotides long. Its product is annotated as ecdysone-induced protein 78C-like. The record is from RefSeq and is a predicted model, not a curated record. Gene Ontology annotation, molecular function: zinc ion binding; nuclear receptor activity; sequence-specific DNA binding. The coding region runs from base 249 to 1853 and encodes 534 amino acids. The transcript is spliced from 9 exons. Gene Ontology annotation, biological process: regulation of DNA-templated transcription. NCBI's taxonomy places the organism in Eukaryota, Metazoa, Arthropoda, Thecostraca, Balanomorpha, Balanidae.